GGUCAGUGGCCGAGAAAAGGGGUCGGAGGGUACUUAUUUCUGAUCUGGAGGAAUUACUCAGUGGCUGCUCGCAAUUAGAAGAAUUGAAUCUGAUGUUUGACUUGUCACUAUUUCUUCGGAAUAACUUUGCUCGGGUUUGGGCUUUAGCUUCGGAAAAACUCACUUCUCUUGAGAUUGGCUACAUUUCUUCAGUUAUGGUGACUGAACUGCUUAGCCCUAAUGUUGGAUCUCAUCAGUAUCCGAAUCAAAUUCAACCAUCAAUAUUGCCUAGCAUCCAAAAAUUAUCGCUUGCUGUAGAUUGUAUUACAGAUACGAUGGUCAGUACGAUAUCGAAAGGUCUCGCAUUAUUGACACACUUGGAACUUCGAGAUGCACCCGUCAUAGAACCAAGAGUUACGUUUGAUCUUACCAACUCCGGCCUUCCAAUCAAUCAGCAUGGAAGAUUAAAACAUCUGUCUCUUGUUAGGAGCCAAGAGUUCCUCAGUACUUACUUUAAGCGAGUUAAUGAUCUCGGGAUCCUACUUAUGGCUGACAAGUGUGCAAACAUGGAAAGCAUUUGCCUUGGUGGCUUUUGUCGUGUAACGGAUUCAGGGUAUAAGACAAUUCUGCAUGCUUGUUCAAGCCUAUACAAGCUUAAGGUCUGCCACGGAUCCCAGUUGACCGAUCUGGUUUUUCAUGACAUUGCUGCAACUUCCCUUUCUUUGACUCAUGUUAGCUUCAGAUGGUGUAAUCUUCUCACCAACCAUGCCAUCAGGAGUUUAGUCUGCAACACUGAUCUCAAAGUUCUCGACUUGAGAGGCUGCAAAAACCUUGGGGACGAAGCCCUACAUGCUAUCAGCUCUCUCUGCGAAUUGAAGAUGUUACAGUUGGACAACUCCGAUAUAACUGAUGUAGGAAUCGCAUACUUACGCCAUGGCGUUAUUAGCUCAUUGAUUUCGUUAUCUGUUAGAGGAUGCAAGAAACUUACAGAUAAAUGCAUCUCGGUGCUAUUUGAUGGCUCUUCUAAACUGCAAUUGCAAGAGCUGGACCUAUCGAAUCUUCCUAAUCUCUCUGAUAAUGGAGUUUUAGCUCUUGCAAAAAGUCGGGUUCCAAUUUCUGAACUUCGAUUGCGACAAUGUCCACUCAUAGGUGAUACUUCAGUCAUGGCACUAGCCUCGAUGCAGGUAGACGAUGAAAGAGGACAUGGUAGUAAUAUGCGAUUGUUGGAUCUUUACAACUGUGGUGGCAUUACCCAACUUUCAUUCCGAUGGUUGAAGAAACCAUAUUUUCCGAUAUUGAGAUGGCUAGGUGUGAUGGGGAGUUUAAACAGAGAUAUCGUAGAUGCUUUGGCCAGGAAUAGACCAUACUUGCAUGUCGCUUGCCAUGGCGAGGAACUAGGGACCAAUCCGUGGAACAAUUUGGAUGGUUCAUACAUGCAUGACUAUGAGGAGUUGGACGAACUAGAACAAUGGCUGCAGGAAGGAGAGUGGGGGAGUGAUGAUGAACAGAUGGAGGAUGCUGAUGAUGAUGCAGAUGUGGUGAUGGAAUGAUUUCCCAUUGUAUUUUUAUGUUUGUAACUAGCUACUGGUGGCUAUAGGGUGUGCAUGUUUAUUAUCAA
This is a messenger RNA of Hibiscus syriacus, 1597 nucleotides long. RefSeq names its product F-box/LRR-repeat protein 10-like. The record is from RefSeq and is a predicted model, not a curated record. Gene Ontology annotation, biological process: SCF-dependent proteasomal ubiquitin-dependent protein catabolic process. Gene Ontology annotation, molecular function: protein binding. Gene Ontology annotation, cellular component: SCF ubiquitin ligase complex. NCBI's taxonomy places the organism in Eukaryota, Viridiplantae, Streptophyta, Magnoliopsida, Malvales, Malvaceae.